AUGUCGCAGGUCAUGGACCACGAAUCUCCCGAGGAGUACGACGACCACAUCAGCGAUGGGGACUCUGGCAACGACGAGCACCGCCACCACGAGAUCAAGGCCGAGUCGGCAACUUCGCCCACCGACUCCACCGCCACAGGACACAAUGCGCCUGCUGUGAAGCCCGCGGUCCAUCUCCAGAAGCGGCGCCGGGUAACUCGGGCUUGUGACGAGUGUCGUAGAAAAAAGAUCAAGUGCGAUGGAAAGCAGCCCUGCACGCACUGCACUGUCUACAGCUAUGAAUGUACUUACGACCAACCUUCGAAUCGGCGCAGGAAUCCAGCGCCAGCCUACGUCGAAAACCUCGAAAUGCGCGUGCAUAGGGCAGAGACUCUAUUGCACAUCUUGAUCCCAAACCUUGACUUGCACGACCCUGGCAUCGACGCAGCUGUCGCCCAAGGAUGGAUCCCUGGAGCUCCAGGCAAAGGUCACCCUGCAGCAGCCCAGGACCAGCGAUCAGCGAGACCACCUCAGGCACCUCAUGCCGACAGAAAGUCCGACGCCAACUUGGAAUCCAUGGUCAGAGCAGUUGCACAACUCGAUAUGGAUGAGUCUGGGCAUUGGGACUAUCACGGCCAUUCGUCCGGGCUCAGUUUCGUCAGAAGGAUGCGCGAGCAGCUUGGCGAUCUCAUGGGCCCAGAUACUCAAGCUACGCCAUUCGUGAAAACGCGGCCAAUGUCACAAGUGCUUGACUCGCCGAGGUCGUCGGGAGAGUCUCCCAUGGGCGAAUUCUCACCUGUAAGUACAGAUUUGCCGCCCAUUGAGACUGCGAGGCACUUCUGCACCUAUGCCAUCAACGAUGCCGCUGCUCUGCUACGCAUGGUACACCAGCCCACUUUCUGGGCGAGUUUCGAACGCUUGUACAGCACAUCACCGGAUCACUACACGAACGAAGACAGUACUUUUCUGCCAUUGUUCUACAGCGCCAUAGCGCUGGGAUGUUUGUUCGGCAAAGAUGAUAGCCAUGGCGAGGGUUACGAGAGUGCCAUACAGCAGGGAUUCGCUUACUUUAAGACUGCUCGACAAAUGAUGGACAUCGCCGACUGCCGGGAUCUGUCUUCUAUACAGGCCGUUGUGUUUAUGAUACUCUUCUUGCAAUCGUCUGCCAAGAUGUCGCAGUGCUAUGCCUAUGUCGGUGUUGCCUUGCGAUCUGCUCUGCGCAUGGGACUACAUCGAGCUGCCGAGGGGAAGUUCGACCCCAUCGAAGCCGAGACUAGGAAGAGAGUGUUCUGGAUCGUCAGAAAGAUGGAUGUGUAUGUCGGUGCAAUGCUGGGACUCCCACAGACCUUGAGUGACGAAGACAUCGAUCAAGACUUCCCCAUGGAAGUGGACGACGAGUACAUCACCAAGGAUGGCAUCCUCCCGCAACCGGAAGGAGUGGUGCCGCUCAUGACCGCUUUCAAUGCUCACACGCGGCUGGUCCAGUUGCUGCAGAAGAUUGUGCGGAAGAUCUACCCCAUCAAGGUGCAGAGUCCAGAAAGUCCCGGAGACAAGUCAUACUCGAUCCCAUUCUCCACCAUCCGCGAGAUCGAAGGUGAGAUGGAAGAAUGGAAGAACAGCUUACCGCCCAUCUUCAGUCCUUGCGAUGCACCCGGGCGAUAUGCAAGGAUCCAACAGCUCCUGCGGCUUACAUAUGCCCACACGCAAGUACUACUCUAUCGACCCUUUCUUCAUUUCGUAGCAAUGGAGAAACGCUCGACACCGGUGGACCAGAGAGCAUACGCGUGCGCGGCCAGCUUUGUUAACGUCUCACGCAACGUCAUACAUAUUGCUUCGCAGAUGAAGCAGAAAGGACUGCUCAAUGGUGCCUUUUGGUUCAUCAUGUACACAACCUUCUUCUCCAUCUUGGCCUUGGUUUAUUUUGCGGCCGAAAAUCCCGACAACCCGACGACAGAGGCUGUGAUGAAAGAUGCCAUCGAAGGCAAGGAAGUUCUCGCGUCCAUCGCAUCGAAGAGCAUGGCGGCCGAUCGCUGCACCGCCACGCUGAACAUCGUCUUCCAGAGGCUUCCAGCCUGGAUGCGCGAAGGACAGCAAAACCCUAGUAUCAACAAGAAGCGGCCAUUUGAACAUGGCUCACAGUCGCAUUCCCUGUCGACUAUGCAGGACUCACGUAGCCAUCCUCACGUUGCGAGCACCAGCCAAGAAUCUCUCACUGGAAGCAACAAGCGGGCAAGCACCUAUCCGAAGUUGCCCGCAACUGGAACACCAGGUACAGGGUCGCCAUAUGAUAGCUCGUGGCUCUCGAAUUCACCAUACGCGUCGUCGUCCACAACCAGCACGGGCUUCGACUCUGGUGGGCAAACCAUCGGCCAGCGCAGCGUAUCGCACCCAAUGACCAGCGGUAUGCAGCAAUACUCGUUGCCGCCCAACUUUGCCAAUCCACAGUUGACCGAUCUAUCCACCAUGAUGUUUCCAGCAGCAGAUGAGCCUUUCGUAUACCCCAAUCAGCCGCUCACCACUUUCGAGAACAAUCAGUAUGCCAAGAGCAAUCCAUACUUCAAUCAGCAGCCUUACAGCAGCAUCGAGAGCUCGAGUCCAGUCGCGGCACAAUCUCGAGGCCGUGACGAGAAUAUCGAAGCACAAUUCUACGCACUUCCUCCGUAUAUCGAGCAAGGUCGGUCGCAGCAACCACAGACAUUGCAACCGCAGCAGCAGCAAGCUCAUCGAGGCAUGAGCUUCCCACAAGCAGCUUAUGCGAACGGGCAAACCACAGGCGCUCCGCAAGCAAUGCCAGUGCCCAACGGAGCUUGGCCAGGACAGCAGGCUUUCCAGCAGGAUCUGUCCAACAUCAACAUACAAGACCUCUUCGGCGGAUCAGAAUGGAAUCCGAUGUUCCAGCAUCCUGGCUAUCAGAGCCAGAGGUAG
Messenger RNA from Fulvia fulva, 2904 nucleotides. RefSeq lists its product as uncharacterized. Gene Ontology annotation, biological process: DNA-templated transcription; positive regulation of transcription by RNA polymerase II. Gene Ontology annotation, cellular component: nucleus. Bases 1 to 2904 code for a protein of 967 amino acids. The record is from RefSeq and is a predicted model, not a curated record. Gene Ontology annotation, molecular function: sequence-specific DNA binding; DNA-binding transcription factor activity, RNA polymerase II-specific; zinc ion binding. The transcript has 2 exons. Lineage: Eukaryota; Fungi; Ascomycota; Dothideomycetes; Mycosphaerellales; Mycosphaerellaceae.